Molecule: messenger RNA, 3864 nt
Organism: Wyeomyia smithii (pitcher-plant mosquito)
Lineage: Eukaryota; Metazoa; Arthropoda; Insecta; Diptera; Culicidae
Exons: 7
Coding region: 196-2421 (741 amino acids)
Cellular component (GO): cytoplasm; nucleus
Molecular function (GO): mRNA binding
Source: RefSeq, a predicted model, not a curated record
CGUUUAUAUGAAAUAUGAAAAGCUAUGCCGGGCUGUAGGUGUCAAAACGCGUACACACAGUUUUUUCACAUUCUUGUUUAGCAGAAUAGAAAAAGUUUCAAGCGCGCCGUGUCGAUUGUAUUUUGUGAAAUAUUGAAGAGCAGCUCAUUUAUUUGGAAUCAACUAAUCCAACAACAUUUAAUUGUUAAACGAAAAAUGGCUACCACUGAGAAUACUUCUAACAAAGCUGCAGACAAUGGAAAAAAAUUGAACGUCGGUAAUUUACCAUUCGAUGUGACAGAAAAAGAGCUGAAAGAGCACUUCAAAGAGUUCUCCGUGGAAAAUGUCGAAAUUUUCCACUACCUCAAAUAUACCAUAGCUUUGCUACUGUUCAAGGAUAAAGACACCGCAACUAAGGCGCUUAAAGCGAAAGAUGGUUCUUUAUUCAGAGGCCAUCGUUUGCGUAUGCACAUUGAAUACAUUGCUAUUUGGAAUAUAAAGAAAAAUGUUUUUGUCUAUGUUGUGGAUGAUGACACGACUGAGGAACAAGUUUACGAUAAAUUCAAGGAUGUUACCGAAAUAACAGGUGUGUUAAUAUUCCAUCCGUUAGCCUACAUUUCCUGUAAAUCUCAGGAACAAAAAGAGGCUGCUAUCAAAGAACUCAAUGCGGAAGAGGUUACCGUUUACGAAGUUACUGGACAUGAUCAAAAUCAUCACAUUGAAAUCUGGAGGGCCGCCAAAUUGUUCUUUCGUAAUUUGACACGUGUAUCAUUGAUUAAUCUACCUGAAAGUUGGGUCUCCAAUCAAGAUGAGCUAAAAAGAGCAGUAGAGGGCAGUGGAACUUUGUUGGAAGUUAAAGUGAUUAACAACAGUCACGGUUCUGUAGCUCAACUGUUUUAUGAAGACGAAGAAACGGCUAGAAACGCAGCACUUUCCCUUAAUCAGCAAAUAUUCGAAGGGAAGCGUAUUCAUGCGCUGCAUGUUACUGCUGCCCUUAUUCCAAAUUAUAAAACAAGUGUGUACCUCACUUCUUUAGAUAAAUCUGUUUCCGAGGAAACUAUUUACGAUCAUUUUGAACAACUUGGUGAAAUAGAAUUUGUUAGCCGCCGUAAGUGUGCCGAUGAGCAUGCAAUAAUAUGCUUUAAGAAUUGCAGUUCUGUAGAAUCAGCACUGGAAUGUAAAGCUCUUCCAGUCCCUAAAACAGAAAGUGAUGAAACUGAGGACCGCAGUAUCGUUGUAAAACGAUAUAAUGGCCCUUUGAUCAUCGACUUAAAACCGUCACAUGUUAAGAAACUGCUCGAAGAUGGCGAAGAAUCCAAGAUGCGACCACCACCACUCCCGUUGGCUAAAUUAUGGCCUAUUUAUGUAUCUAAUCUUCCAUACACUGCUGAUAAACGUGACAUGAGGGACUAUUUUUCAAGCGUCGGUGGACACAUUAAGUUCAUGUUUUCACCAAAUAUUCCAGCUUAUAAAACCAGCCAAACGUCAAUGGUAAUGGCGGCUUUAAUUUAUUACGCUCGUCGAGAGCAGGCAACUGAUGCAAUUAAAGCAUUUAACGGGAAGCACUUCCAAAACCGUUGUCUUCAUGUGUUUCCAGGACGUAAGGAUACGUAUUUCAAUCCAGAAACUUCAGUUCGAUUAGUUCGUUUAACUAUUGGAGUCAGCGAAGAAAAACUGUUCGAAAAAUUUCGCAAAUUUGGUUUUAUAGAAUGUGUUGUAAAACGAAACAGGAAUACUGCGUUGAUUGAAUUCCGUGACAAAGAAGUUUGCGAUAAAGUACUUCAGCUGCCUGAUAAUGAAAAACCUGUUCGCUGUGGCAUUGAACCAUUAACAACAAAAGUUAACCGUAAAAUUUUUAAAGAAAACGAUGAAAAAAUAUCGUUGGCAAUGCAAGAAAUUAUAGAUAAAAAUCCGGCAGUAUUGGAGAAUGUUCAGUCUAACCGAUUCAGCGGUCCUCCACCGUUGAAGCGCGGUCGCUUCAAUGGUCCUGAUCAAAAUUUCGGCAAUCGUAAUGAUUUUGGUUUAAAUAAUGGUAACAACGAUUUCAGUAAUCCACAAGUCAUCCAAGAUCUUUUGCGUCUAGCGUUUAUUUCUGGUAAAAAUCUGGGUGAAGGCCUGGCCAGCGGUAAUAACAAUCCUUUCAAUAAUUCUGAUUCAACUUUAUCGAACCUCAACCUCGCCAACGGAUUUAGUGGUCGAAGCUUCGGUGUAGCUUCUGGUAAUGGUAAUUUCGGAAACAGCUCUGGUAACCGCAAUUUCGGUCAAAAUUCUGGCGGACGGAACAAUUUCGGUGGGCAGAAUCAAAGCAACAGAAAUAUUAACAGCGGUGGUAACUUUGGGGGACAAAAACGAUUUGAUGGAUCUCAAAAUAAUCAACAGUCCCGAAACAACCAAAAUCAAAACCGUGGUGGUAGUGGAGGAAAUCCCAACCGGCGCUUCUAAAAAUAUUUACGAAACGUUUAAUUGCUGCAAAAAUGACUAAACUGGGUCAAAUCAAUUUAUAUUUUGACAAAUGAAGCCCGUAAUUGAAUGGAAAAUAGAUCGGGUUGUUCCAACGAACAGAGUACAUUACAACAAACCUUGUGACCGAAAAUAGAUGCAGCGUGGAAAGAUGAGUAAAAUCACUACGUUUUGAAUACAAUGUACGAUUUGAUGAUGAUAAAACAAUAUUGAAGAUAAAAUAUUUUAUUUUUACGAUUCAAUGAAUUUUAGAAUUUUUGAUUUGAUGUGUAUGAAAACAAAAAAAUGCAUUGCAUUUUGAUACAUUGCUAGUUUUAUGAUUGUAACUAAAUCUAAGCGUCAAUUCUAUUUAAUCGCACCCGAAUACAAUUCAACAGAAACAACAUGAAAUUAAUAUAUUUAAACUUGAAAUUGCUGACACUUAUAUUGAAAAUUGCGCUUAAUAAUAAUGUAUUAGUACUUUAAUCAUUCUACCGGGAAACUCACAAAUGUAAGAAUAUUGAAAAAUAUUAUCGGUGGAUAUUGACGAAUAUUUUAAAACUAAACUGUUCACAAUUGUGUGCUUUUGUAUUUUUCUAAGAUUCCCAACAGUUUGAAUGGAAAAAUUAUAUAUAAAACAAUAUCGAAUCUUAUUAUAUUAUGACAGUUUGUAUUUUGCAUCUUGAAAAAUUACGAAAAUAGCACGAAAUAGUGCACAUUUCCGCAUCAACAAAUCGUAGCUGUCAACUGGAGUAAAAAGCAAACAAUGUUAUCCAUCCCUAUAAUGAGGAAGGUUUUCGGAAAAACAGCAAAAUGAUUAUAUUGAUCAUUUUCAUGAGAGGUGGCAGCAACGUGGUGCAACAUCGUAGCAAUAGUUACAUUUUCAUUUCUGUCCAUUUAAAUAGAUUCUACCCUUGUUUGAAUAGUAUAACAAUGAAAAUUGAAAUUUUCGUUCUUGCUUUAUUUUUACUACACAUCUAUUUAAAAAGUUUCCAUAGAAUGUGAAUACUGACCAGUGAGGUUUGAUCGUUCUAUUGGGUUCUUCUAAUUGGUUAACUUAAGAGUAAUUCCACGCGUGCAGAGACGCCAGCGCAAACUGAUGUACUUUUGGCAGCACAUUUUUACGUCUUUAGCCGAUUCUAUUGAAAUAAACCGACUGCAGCUGCAAGUCUAAGAAUAUUUUGGAAGCAGAGCGUAACGAAAAGUGCAAGUUCAAUGGACAUAAAAAUGCGUCUUCAAGACACGGUGAAUAAACGUUCAAUACCGAAGGGUAUAGCAACGCUUUAAUAUUAAAUGGAAGCAUAGUUUUAGUGUGGUAACAUUAAAUCAGUAGAAAAUAAAAUAAAAAGCUAAACAGACGCAAACAAAUAUGUUGCUAAUUUCAGUAAAAACCUUUUGUCCUAAAUUUGAAAUGUUAAUAGAAUCCAAUCCAGAGUCAAGUCAUAA